Messenger RNA from Penicillium canariense, 1533 nucleotides. RefSeq names its product cytochrome P450. The transcript is spliced from 6 exons. Lineage: Eukaryota; Fungi; Ascomycota; Eurotiomycetes; Eurotiales; Aspergillaceae. The record is from RefSeq and is a predicted model, not a curated record. The coding region runs from base 1 to 1533 and encodes 510 amino acids. Gene Ontology annotation, molecular function: monooxygenase activity; iron ion binding; heme binding.
AUGGUCCUCACCAGUAUUUACGAAGUAUUUCCCGCCAACUUGGGCGUUGUUUAUCUCCUCGCAAUACCAAUCUUCGCAUGGGUUCUGCUUAACAUAUUGUCGGGAAGCCCCUUGUACGAUUUCCCAGCUGUCAAUGGUAAGCAGAAAUACGAAGUCCUCCUCACAAAUGCCCGUCGACGAUUCCAAACCCAGGCAGCGGCUCUGAUCAAGUCUGGCUUUUCCGCGUCUAAAAACGCCUUCUGCAUGAUAACCGACAACGGUCCGAUCCUCGUGCUCUCGAACAAGUACGCAAAGGAACUCCGCAACGAUGACCGACUGAGUUUGAGCAAGUUUACGGCGAAUGAAUUUCACUCGAAAAUCCCCGGAUUUGAACCAUUCAAUGUGGCAACGGUAGAGGGUCAACUAAUGCUCAACGCCAUCAAACAGCAGCUUCAGCAAGCUCUAGACUGCCUGGUAGUGCCCUUAUCUGCCGAGACCUCCGAUGCGCUCUCCAAGAACUGGACCGAUAAUCCAGAGUGGAGGGAACUCAUACUGAAGCCGAGUAUACUUCAAAUCGUCGCGCAGCUAUCCUCCAAAGUUUUCACUGGGGACGAUCUAUGCCGGAACCCCGAGUGGCAUCGAAUCACCAUCACCUACACUACGCAUGUCUAUGAAGCUACGCAGGCGCUAUUCCUAUGGCCUAAGCGUCUGCGUCCCACUAUCGCUCGAUUCCUGCCUGCCUGUCAAAAGCUAAGGACGCAGAUUGAGCAAGCCCGCGCGAUGAUCUCCGCGGUCCUAGCCAAGAGGAAGAGUGAGAAAGAUGCAGCAGGGCGUCUGUCCGACGCAAUUGACUGGGUGGAGGAAUCGUGUGAAGGACGUCCGUAUGAUGCAGCGAUCACGCAGCUUCUUCUUUCCUUUGCAGCAAUCCACUCGACAGCCGAUAUGAUGACGCAGGUGCUGUAUGACAUUUGCGGGAGGGAAGAGCUUCUCAGUGAGAUGCGGCAGGAAAUCAUCUCGGUCAUUCAGGAUCAAGGCUGGACUCGCAAGGGUCUUUUCAACCUAAAGCUGAUGGACAGCGUCCUGAAAGAGAAACAUGCACAUCGCGCUAACAUUGCUUCCUUCAUGUCAGUCUCCAUGGGUCGUGUCUCCGAGGAUACAAUUCACCUAUCCCACGGUGUCACUAUCCCGAAGGGUGCCGCGGUCAUGGUAUCCAGCGACUCCAUGUGGGAUCCGAACGAGUACCCAGAGCCUCACAGUUUCGACGGCCAUCGGUUUCUGCGCCUCCGUCAAUCACCGGAGCAAGAGAAAUACGCUCAGUUGGUCUCCUCGACGCCCAAUCACAUGGGAUUUGGGUACGGCAAGCAUGCAUGCCCGGGUCGUUUCUUCGCCGCAAACGAGGUCAAGAUCGCUCUAUGCCAUAUGCUCCUCAAGUACGACUUCCGGCUCACUGAUAAUCGGCCUCCACAUAUUGUCAGCCUAGGUUUCAAUCUUUUCACUGAUCCGAUGGCGAAGAUCUCGCUGAGACGGAGGAAAGAGGAAAUCCAGCUGCCCUGA